UAUAUGGACUGUGCAGGCCUGUUAUAUAUGACAUAGUGUUUUUAUAUAUUUUUUAUAUAUUUACUGUAUAAGAUGUGAAAACAUAAGAAAGCAUGUGAUGAGCAUGUGAGCUGGCAUUUAUUACUAACAAAAGACAACGAAUCAGCUUUAGUCAUGGAUAGGAAUUAAACUAAUUAAUGUUAGUCUGGUAUUUAAUAAAGUAAUGGACCAGCUAUUAAAUAUCAAAUAUACUUGGAUCCAGAUUAUUCCAGAAAAACACUUCAAUAACGCCCUAGUUCACGUCUAGUUAUCACUGCUGAGUAUGUAAGUCUAUAGACUGAAGGAGUAUGUAUUCAUUCGUGUUUACAAUACAUAAUAAAAGUAAUAAUGAUGAUUCGAAAUACUGGUUUGUACAAUCAGGUGUGUUUAAAUACCACUUUUACAUCAAAAAUCUAUUUCAAAAUAAAUAAAAUAACCCGAAUGCCAGUGAUUUACAUCCGGUCACGAAUACCAGUUUCAAAACAAGAGUCUACUGAAAGGAGGAAGUUUGGACUGUAAACAUUUACACACAUUCGAGUUUCUGUGCCAUUAAAAGGCGUCAAUAGAAGUUAUUUGGGGGAUUAAAAAAGUCGGUUUAUUGUAUACGGACACAGUGUAAACAGUAAACAUCUUGCAUAAUGUUUCAUUCGCAACUAAUGAUCCUUUUCGCGAUAAUACUCAUCUGCUUGGCGGAUGGGUCUAAAUUAAAGGUAAAACCCUCAUCAAAACCUGUGAGGUUGUUCACUGAUGAAGAGUUGAGAAGAUACGAUGGAAGUGAGGUCGGGCAGCCCAUUUACAUGGCCGUGAAAGGAGUCGUGUUUGACGUAACAUCUGGCAAACAAUUUUAUGGCAAGGGUGCCCCCUACAAUGCCCUUGUGGGCAAGGACUCAACCCGAGCUGUGGCUAAAAUGUCCCUUAAUCCUGAAGAUCUGACCCAUGAUACAACAAGCCUUACUAAGGAGGAGCUGGAUUCCCUUGAGAGUGUAUUCACUGGAACAUACAAAUCAAAGUACCCCAUAGUGGGUUACACACACAGACGCAUUCUCAAUGAAGAUGGCAGUCCAAACGAAGAUUUCAAACCAGAGGAUCAACCUCAUUUCACCAUCAGAAAUGAGCUUUGAAACCUAGAUAAACAGAUCAUUUACAUUGAUUCAGUAGUAAUUUUAAGAUCUUGCAUUGAUUAAUGCUAGCCGUCUUCACAUGGGAUAAGAUAACUGAGAAAUGCCUCUGUAACAAGAGUAAUUUUCUACUGAUUCAUCUGGUGUUUGUUUGUUUGUUUGUUUUAGUCUCAUCUCUGUAUGUCUUGGUGAUUAUUGUAUUUACUAAAGUUGUUGAAACAUUUUUA
Messenger RNA from Tachysurus fulvidraco (yellow catfish), 1363 nucleotides. It is a transcript of the gene nenf, whose product is annotated as neudesin neurotrophic factor. NCBI's taxonomy places the organism in Eukaryota, Metazoa, Chordata, Actinopteri, Siluriformes, Bagridae. The coding region runs from base 657 to 1139 and encodes 160 amino acids. The transcript has 4 exons. The record is from RefSeq and is a predicted model, not a curated record. Gene Ontology annotation, cellular component: endomembrane system; membrane.